CGGUUUUGUGUUGGCCAUUCCUCCAUCCACCUUUUGAUUAAAAUAGUCAAAGGAAGAGGACUAGUCCAUUGUUGUCCACCAUCCUCCAUAUGCAUAAUUUUCCACAAACAUCAACAUGGACAUAAGUCCUUACACUCCUCCAAAGAAGCUAUCAUCACAUUCCACCAUCCACUCCAAUAACCAUAACAACAUCAUUGCCGAUGAGGCUACAACGUUAGAUCAUAACAACAUCAUGCACCGCAGCAACCACAGCCACACGUCCACGAGCCGUUCUUCUGACUCAGGUGAGCUUAGUGAAGACGGAAAAUGGGCCCCCAAACUUCUCAGAGAGUGUGCAAAAGCAAUAUCAGAGAGAGACUCAACCAAAACACACCAUCUUCUUUGGAUGCUUAACGAGCUUGCUUCGCCUUAUGGAGAUUGUGAUCAGAAACUCGCCUCUUAUUUCUUGCAAGCCUUGUUCUGCAGAGCCACGGAGUCUGGUGAGAGAUGCUAUAAAACUCUUUCCUCCGUGGCUGAGAAGAACCACUCGUUUGACUCAGCGAGGAGGUUGAUACUCAAGUUUCAAGAGGUAAGUCCCUGGACCACGUUCGGACAUGUGGCCUCCAACGGGGCGCUUUUGGAGGCCUUGGAAGGCGAGCCAAAGCUCCACAUCAUCGACCUCAGCAGCACCCUUUGCACGCAGUGGCCAACACUCCUUGAAGCGUUGGCCACGCGAAAUGAUGAGACGCCUCAUCUUAAACUCACAGUGGUGGCCAUAGCUGGGUCGGUGAUGAAAGAAGUUGGUCAACGGAUGGAGAAGUUUGCAAGACUCAUGGGCGUGCCCUUUGAAUUCAACGUCAUUAGUGGAUUAAGCCAAAUCACCAAAGAAGGCUUGGGGGUUCAAGAAGAUGAGGCUAUAGCUGUGAAUUGCGUUGGGGCAUUGAGAAGAGUCCAAGUUGAAGAGAGGGAAAACUUGAUUCGUGUGUUUAAGUCUCUUGGUCCUAAAGUGGUAACCGUUGUUGAAGAAGAAGCUGAUUUUUGCAGCUCGAGGGGGGAUUUUUUUAAGUGCUUUGAAGAGUGUCUCAAGUUCUACACACUUUACUUCGAGAUGUUGAAGGAGAGUUUCCCUCCAACGAGUAACGAGAGGUUGAUGUUGGAGAGGGAGUGUUCGAGGAGCAUAGUUAGGGUUUUGGCUUGUUGUGGUACUGGUCAUGAGUUUGAAGAUGAUCAUGGAGAGUUUGAUUGCUGUGAGAGGAGGGAGAGAGGGAUUCAGUGGUGUGAGAGGCUGAGGAAUGCGUUUUCGCCAAGUGGAUUCAGCGAUGAUGUGGUGGAUGAUGUGAAAGCAUUGCUCAAGAGGUACCAAUCAGGGUGGUCACUUGUGGUGACUCAAGGAGAUGAACAUAUCUCAGGGAUUUACUUGACAUGGAAGGAGGAACCAGUGGUUUGGGCAUCAGCAUGGAAACCCUAGAAUAUACUUACUUGAAUUCAAUGAAUGUGUGUGUAUUGAUGAUCAUUGUAUCUAUAUAUUAUUAUAUAUAUAUAUAUAUAUAUAUAUAUAUAUAUAUCUGUGUUUGGUGUAUGGUACCAUUACUAUAUAUAUAUAUUGGGGGGCUAGGCUAAAGCUAAAGCUAGCUAACCUUAAAACCAAGGGACUGAAGAGAAGUACACUGGAAAUUAAGGUGCUCUCUGGGGAUAUAUACCAAUACCAAGAGUAUUAUUAUUAGAUGGAGCUAGCAAUGGAUGGAUGGAUCUGGAUUUUUCUUUUAACUUUCUCGUAUGAUUCUUGCACACUUUGUAAUUUUUCUCCCGUCCAAGUCUCCUUUAAAGGGCAAGACUUUUUGCUUGGGAGUUUGUGUUGUUAGACUUUUACACCUUUUUAUUAUAGUUAAGUUAAUAUAUUGCUGCUCUUGUUUGAA
Messenger RNA from Glycine soja, 1895 nucleotides. Its product is annotated as protein SHORT-ROOT-like. Gene Ontology annotation, molecular function: DNA-binding transcription factor activity; sequence-specific DNA binding. Gene Ontology annotation, cellular component: nucleus. The transcript has a single exon. The record is from RefSeq and is a predicted model, not a curated record. Bases 116 to 1447 code for a protein of 443 amino acids. Gene Ontology annotation, biological process: regulation of DNA-templated transcription. NCBI's taxonomy places the organism in Eukaryota, Viridiplantae, Streptophyta, Magnoliopsida, Fabales, Fabaceae.